Messenger RNA from Coregonus sp. 'balchen', 2081 nucleotides. The record is from the annotation of a GenBank genome assembly. NCBI's taxonomy places the organism in Eukaryota, Metazoa, Chordata, Actinopteri, Salmoniformes, Salmonidae.
AUGGACAACAACGAAAAUGGAAAAGAAGAAAACACGGAUCAGUUUUGUCUUGACCAUGUCCUGAAUAAGCUGUAUGAUUUCGGUAAGCAAAAGCUAGCUUGCUAGUUAGCUAACACACAUAGCAGAGCUAGCAUUAGCUACACGGAGAUGGUUGUCUUACUAGUAGUAGUUGAACGUCGUCCUUUAUUUACCAGUUUAGCUCUGCUUUUUAUACUUGCUAGCCAUUAAUUUAGCUAGCUAGCAGAAAAGCUAACGUUAGCUAGCUGUGUCUGUGACGUGUUGAAACAGGGCCAACCUCUUCCUGGAGAGCAAUUGGGUGUGCAGGCUUUUGCUCCAGUCCUGCAUUAACAUUUGUUCUACUAAUUAGCUGCUUUUCUGAAACUUGAUUAGCAGAAUCCAGUGUGUUUGAGCAGGGUUGGCGCAAAAGCCCACGCAACUAGCAGCUCUCCAUGAGGUAUGGCCACCCCAGGUCAAGGAGAUAGUAAGCUAGUUACUAAUUUCUGUGUGGCUUGGUUCGGGUGGUCUUGGAUAUUUUUCUAACAGCAUGUUGUUACAGGUGAUAGAUCAGUAUCAAAGAGAGAACACAAGUCACAGAAGAAGAGAUUCAAAAGGAGUGAGGUGGAGGAUGAGGAGGACACUGCAGCAGAUGAUUGCAGUGAUACUAAAGACAGUCUGGAAGUCAGACAUUCGGAUAUCUCAGCGAUUGACCUUCCUGGCUCUUCUGAAGUUGGAAACACAAGUUCAACCACUAAACAGACACCACCAGUAGAGGUGGUCACAUUCCAGGAUCCUACAAAGAGACCGAGACAAGCCAGAAAGCCAUCAGUGCCCAAGGACAAGGUACUAUGCCAAUGUGGAGCACUGAGUUCUUCAAUUAUGUUUUUGGAGUUUUGUUAUGUUGAGACAAAUUGCAAAACCUUGCCUAAAGGCAUCUUUAAAAGGCAUAUUACAAUUUCACCUCAACCUGAGCCUCUUGUCAGAAUCAUUUUAUCUCAUACAUUUUGUACCUCCCUCCAGCUUCCUCAAACAAAGGAGAAAAAGAAGGUGGACCCAGAUGAAUUCAGUCUAGAAAAGGUAACAAAACAAAGUUAAUGUUUUAGGAUAUUGACAUUUUACCCAAUUAUGAUACAAUCUUAUACCAAUGAUACAAUUAUUUUGUUGAAUUACAAUGGUUUCCUGUUUUAUUGUUUGUUAGGCUCGAUUAGAAGUUCAUAGAUUUGGAAUCACUGGAUACCAGAAAGUGCAGCAGAGGGUUUUUGAACAGGAGCGAGCCAUCAUGCUUGGAGCAAGGGUAAACUGUGGUUGCAUAAAGUAAACAUUUUAUGCAAAUUCCAGAAAGUGUAAUCUCGCCUGCUAUUUGCACAUCAACAGAGUUCACCAUAUCAUUCCCCCCCCCCCCCCCCUUUGUAAUCUACAAACAUGAUCCUCUGAAAAAUGUUGUGUAAAGUGGGAGUUGGUUAUGAUAAAGCAGAGUAAAUAGUCUGACAAACGUUAUUUUCUAUCACAGCCCCCUAAGAAGGAGUAUGUAAACUACAAAGUGUUGCAGCAAAGGGUUAAGGACAAGAAGCAAAAAACAAAGGAAGCGAUUCAGACGGUGAGUUGAAUGAUAUCCCCCUAAUUUAGCAUUGAGUGUGAUGUCAUCUCAGUUCUGACUUUUUAUACCAAUUAUUUUCCAUUCUAGGACUUAAAGAAAAAGAAGAAGACGACUAAACCAAGGUUAGUGAUGUUAAUCUAAGUUUUGUUUUGAUAUAGAUUUCCAAAUAUGUGGACAUUUUGCCACAUAAUUGAAUAGUUAUGUUUGAUUAUCAAAGGUGAACCACUGUCAGUAACUGUAUUAUGUAGCACGUUUGCUCCAUGCCUCUGCUUAUUAUGAAGUUCUGCCUCCCUUAAGUGUUAAAUCUCCAUGUUUCAUAGUCUGUGUUCACUGAAUCUUUCAUGCUGUACCAUUUACUAGGGAUGAGAAGAGGAAAUCAUCUUCCAGCAAAGCUCCAACAGGCCAGGUGGGACGCUUUAAAAAUGGAAUGCUGGUCCUAAGCACCAAAGAAAUCCAGAAAAUAAAAGCCUCCAUCAAAAAAAAAUAA